UUUUUUAAUUUGAAAAAGUGCGUUUUGAAAUUCAUUCGUAUAUAAAGAUAUCUCAGCAGACGCCUCUUCCUAACUGAUAAAGCUUGAAAGAAAGCUACGGCCCUCCUUCCUUUCCAGAUUAUCCGUCCCAAUUCUUCGUCUUCCUCUUCUGUUUUGGUGAAGUGGAAGAAGAUUCAGCUGGUUGGAUAAAGUUUCAAUAGGCGUUUUCGCUUGGUUUGAAAGAUUUUACGGAAGAGUUUCUCUCUGUUUUUGUUGAUUUUGUUAUGCUGAUGACAAUUUGAAUUCGUUUUACGAACUUUUGGUUGUUUUCUUCGUAUUUUGGAAAUUGAAAUGGGAGUGAAGGUUGCUACGACGUGUUUACAAUGGUCACAGCCUAUUGUUCAUCAUUCUUCUUGUUAUUCGCAAACCCUAGCCUCCAUAGUUCCAUAUCCUUCAUCAACGACGCGGCGAAACCGUCGCAAUGGAGGCGGGCGUUGUGUUUACUCGCUUAGUCGACCAGGUUUAUUCGGAAUCCAGCUCACGAAGUUUCAACGGUCUCGUUCUUGCUGCGAUUAUAAGCCAAGGAUUCGGACGAUCAGAACAGCGUGUAGUGCCCAUAUGGAAGACGGUUUCUCAGAUGAAGAAUUCUCCAAACAGAUUCAGGAAUUGGCGCUUAGGUUUCAAGUUUCCUCUGAUGUGAACAGCAGCCAUUUCAACGCUGUGAGUUCGGAUUCCGUUUCCGAUUCCAGUGUUGAUCAUGAAUUUAAUACUGCUGAGUGUUCUUUACAAAAUCAGAUCCAAAUCACACCCCCUCAACUCGUUUCAACAGAAUCUCCAUGGCCAGAAAUCUACCAUGAACCUUCGGAAUGGACUCAAGAAAGUGAGAUAAUUCCAGACGAUAUCGAACGGAAAGCAAACAGUGUUGACCUUCCGUUAUCUCUUCGAAUCUUGAAGAGGAAAAUGCAAUGGCAUGACGGUAUCAGAGAAGCAAGAGAGUCCGCUUAUUGUUCAGUGAAGAAGGCAUUCUCCUCCAUGGUUUUCAUGAUUAGAGAACUCCACAGCUAUUCCCUAAAAUUGAGAGAGAUCCUCUUUUACGAAGAUUUACAAGGCAUUCUGAAUCGAGUUGAAAAAGAAAUGCACGCUUCAUUUGUGUGGUUAUUCCAGCAAGUUUUCUCACACACUCCAACUUUAAUGGUGUAUGUGAUGAUUCUCUUAGCCAAUUUCACAGUAUAUUCCAUGGGAAACAACCUUGCAAUUGCUUCUUCUUCCUCUCCUUCCCCUUCUAUAACACAGACAGCUGAGGAAUCCUUUCAAAUCCAAAACCAAAAGCCACAGAAAUUCCAUUCCUCGACAAUCAAGACGUUUUCAGUGUCGGGGAAAACAAAUUCCAUCGGCGGCGGUAAUGGAGGAGGCGGCGGAAAGGUCAGGCCGAUUGCCAGUGGAACAGACGGCGAUGGAUUCAAUCGGUCAGUCAACUAUCCCACCGUCAUGCCGGACGGGACUUCCCAAUUGUCGUCGAUUGGGGCUUCGGCUGAAGAAGAAACCUCGAUAACAGGGGGAAUUAUCAGAGAAGAGGAGGUUUCUCUAUGGAAUUCGAUUCUGAAAGAAGCUUCGGAAAUGAGAUCUGCUAUGAGAAAUGAAGCAAUCGAUGAAGAAACGGUUAGGAGAUUGGUAUCGCCGGUCAUAGCAAACAUUGAAUCGGAUAAUUACGCGGAGUAUUUUAGAACAGAGCUUUUGUACCAAACGGGAUUAUCCCAAGAUCCUAAUAAUCCACUCCUUCUCACCAAUUACGCCCAAUUUCUUUGCCUCGUUGCCCAUGAUUACGAUAGAGCGGAGGAAUACUUCAAGAAGGCAGUGGCAGUGAAACCGCCGGAUGCAGAUGCGUUCCACAAAUACGCAACUUUCUUAUGGAGAGUCAGAAAGGAUUUGUGGGCAGCCGAAGAGUUAUUUCUGGAAUCCGUUUCAGCCGAGUCCGGUAACCCAUUUUAUGCUGCAAAAUACGCCAGUUUUCUCUGGACCAAUGGUGCUGAAGAAACGUGUUUAGAAAAUUUGUAAUUUCCCUAAACCCCUUAAAGAAAAAAAAAACAAAAUACAAAUAAACGAAAAGAUCAUAAAAUCCCAAGUUUCGCAAUUGGAAUGGCAAUGGCGGCUUGAUCAGUGACAGGAUUUUUGUUUGGGGAAUAUUCAUCCAUCCUAAUUCCAAUGCCCUCUCUCUCUUGGAACUGUAACUGUAAGCUUCCUCUUCCUCUUCCUCUUCCUCUUCCUCUUCCUCCUCUCCUUAUUUACUUUUUUUUUCUUUUUCCCUCUCCAUUUCUCUGAUAUGGGAAAUUGUAAUUAUCUUUUUCUUUUUACAAAAUUGUUGAUUUCUAGAUAGAAGGAAAAACAAAAAAGAAAAAUAAUAUGAGAUUAUUCAAUAUAUAAAUUUACGUCGUUCUUUUAUUUUCCUCA
Cucumis sativus (cucumber) is the source of this 2427-nucleotide messenger RNA. RefSeq lists its product as hypothetical. Gene Ontology annotation, molecular function: protein binding. The transcript is spliced from 3 exons. The record is from RefSeq and is a predicted model, not a curated record. NCBI's taxonomy places the organism in Eukaryota, Viridiplantae, Streptophyta, Magnoliopsida, Cucurbitales, Cucurbitaceae. Bases 331 to 2034 code for a protein of 567 amino acids.